Molecule: messenger RNA, 2525 nt
Organism: Gavialis gangeticus (Gharial)
Lineage: Eukaryota; Metazoa; Chordata; Crocodylia; Gavialidae
Gene: PLAC8L1
Product: PLAC8 like 1
Exons: 3
Coding region: 1066-1404 (112 amino acids)
Source: RefSeq, a predicted model, not a curated record
CUUCCACAUGUUUCCUGCCAAAAAAAUGAGUUCAUAUCAUUAAGGGCAAUGUGGGAGGCCUACUUAUAAAAGAGGCAUAAAACCGAUCCCUUCUGUGUGAACUGUGGGUCUGUUGUAGAGGCACUUGCCCAACAUUUGUCUGACUUUAAAAGGUAGCAAAAAACUGAGGGACUUUGGUAGCAGGCUAGAUUCCGUAUAUUAGUGAAAUAGGGGGGCUUUGUAAAUAGAUGGAUUGGUAGCAUUUGGAUUAAUAGAGAAAGCUUUAAAAGUGUUAAAUCUGUUUGUACUUCAUUUCUUGUGUCUGGUUUAUCUCUGUCCUUCAAAGUUGGUUUGAUAUAAUGUUUCGUUUUCAGAGCUGUCUGCCAGUAUUAAAAGAUAGUUUCUUCUUCCUUUGCCCUCCCUCCUCUUCUCUCCCCCCCUCAACAUGGCAAGUAUUUCCUCAUAUUGCCUCUGAAUAAAUCGCUGUAAAUUUGCUUCAUAUUGCGUAAAACAGUAUCACACUAAUUGUGUACUGUAAUUCGUAUUCGUUUAACCACUGUGAAAGUACUGAUUGUAUUGAAACAAGCAGAUCUUUAUGCAAUAAGUGCACACGUUAGCUGAGGCCAAGCCUAUAGCAAAAAUGUAUGGACACCUGAGCAGCAGUUCUUAUUCAAGAGAAUCUAGAUUAGUUUUCAUUAAUGUAAGCUUCAGUCUGUAUUUAGCUAUUCCUCAUUUUAAAGCACUCAUCUGCAGCAUUUAGGCUUUACAGGCAGCACAGCUGUCCUCAGCUUUCAUGUGAAGAGAUCUCUUUAGGGCUGGGUUUGUAACGUGCUGGGAGGUCAGGGCAGAUUGCUUGUGACAUCAUGACUAAGAAUACUGUGAUGUCAUCAUCGUUCUACUCAGCACACUUGUGAGAUGCCUCUAUCUCUUGGAUUCAAAGACUCACUUCCACCCUCCUACCCCUGAUCCCUCAUUUCCCUUAUUGUGAAAUGAACAGGUUUGGAUGUCACUGUCUCAGUGCUUCUGAGGAAGUUUCAUUGCCUGAGAUGCAAUCACCAUUGAUCCUUUCCCUGACAGCAUCUGAAGAUGGGGCUUUCUUCCUUGAUGGUCCAAGGUGUCUGUGGUGCAUUGUGCUGUCCAUGCCUCGAAUGCAACCUUGCAAGACAUUAUGGGGAGUGCCUGUGUUUCCCGUUGCUACCAGGUUCCACCUUAGCAUUAAGAGUUGGCGUCAGAGAAAGGCACAGAAUACGAGGAACCCUUUGUGAAGACUGGAUGGCAGUUCAUUGCUGCUGGCCUUUUGCUGUCUGUCAAGCAGCUAGGGAACUGAAGAGGAGGGCUACGACCCAGAUCUAUGAAGUAAAUGCUGCUCCUGCAGCUACAGAUACUCCAGUUUUAAAAUGUCCAGGCACAGAACUUGAGUUGUGAUACUUUCCCCUCUCCCUGCAAUGCAAAUGUAUUAUUUUUAGAAAUAAAAUGCAUUAGUGUUUUACAACAAAGCCUCCCCAGUGGCCCUAUGGGGAUCUGAUAUAACACCCAAUAAUCUCAGGUGCCAGUUUCCGCAGUAUAGCCAUGUUAACGCAGUUCAGUGCUCUUAUGCCUGCCCAGAAGUAUGGCGCUGCCUUCUCUGUCUGGGGACUGAGAUCACAAAGCUCAGUGCAAAGUGAAGAAAUUUUCUUAGGAGAACAGAAGUGGAAAAAUCACUCUGCAGCUGAAAAGAAUUUGAGAAGAGGAUCAAAGACACAAGAAGAAACAGAGUUUAAUGAACAGGGCAUGAAACUGGAAAUGGAGGGAAAUGGGCACUGGUUCCCUUCAAUUUGCAGUGUAAAUUGCUGUUGCUCUUCUGUAAAAUGGGAAUGACUGAAUUUGCCCUUCUUGAAGAAGGGCUUUGAGAUCCUUCAAUGAAAACCCUCAUGGUAAUGAUAAUUACUAUUAUGUUCUUUUUAGUUCACUUCAGUUUUGUUGGAGGCAAGCUUGAGGAUUUCUGUCCCUCAAAAUUAUGGGAAGGAAAGGGAGAAAAUAACGGCAACCCUGCCUAGAUUUCCCAAAGUCAGACUACAGUCCCAGAGUAGCUAGACACACAUGGUAAACCUGGGUUAAUUCAGUGAUGGUGCUCUCGUUCAGAGAUGAGAAACAGAAUUCAGUUGAAAUACAUGAAAAUAAACAUUGUUUUAUUGUUUCAUGCAAAAACAGUUUUUAUGGUAACACAAUAGUUUGUAUGGUAUGGAAUAAUAUACGUAUUUGGCAUAGAAAACCUGACCAUUGUCCAUCUGCUAACCUCCAUUAUGAUAAUAGGCUAAUUUUUACAGUGCACUCAGUCUGAGACCCAGUUCUGUCAAUUAUUCUUCCAGUGUAUAAGGUGCAGCCAUCCAUUUGAGUCAAGAUAACUUUUAAAUGAUCUACAGAUAACAAACCUAAACAUUAGAGCUAUAAACUUAGACAAGUAAACUGCCGGCAAGUUAGAGCUUUCUAAAAACAUUGCCUUUCAACUGAUGAAAUACAAAAUAAAUGUCUCCAUGGUUAAUAAAAAAACAGAAAAUGAAGAUUCA